Molecule: messenger RNA, 1224 nt
Organism: Didymodactylos carnosus
Lineage: Eukaryota; Metazoa; Rotifera; Eurotatoria; Philodinida; Philodinidae
Source: the annotation of a GenBank genome assembly
AUGGUUGCGAACGAUUUACAAGUUCAACAAUGGGUGGCGUUGGGUCUAUCACUCGAUGAAGAGAUGGGUGAAGACCACGUCUUUGUUUGCCAACACUUAUCAGAUAAUAGUAUUGUUGUAAAACGGUUAAUUAAUCCAGGUGGUCAUGUAACACCGAUUGCUGCAUCAUCGGAUGAGGGCGGAACAUUCAAAGCUACACAAAUGAAAUUAGAAAACUCUGUUGUUACAUGUGAGUUUACAUUAUCGAAUUUUGAUUCAGGAAGAAGACGUCGAUCGACAAUAUCGGCACUGUCUCAAACAACUGAAUAUCACCCACUCAUUGCAGCUGGACCACUGGAUAGUUCAAAUUCAAUGGAACAACACACAAGUCGUCAAGCUCAAUCACAAUUAGUAUCAUUAAAUCGUGAUGAACAAAUUUCAUACAAUUCCGAUGAUAAUCUUAGUGGUGGCUUACAUUUAAUGAUUGCCCAUGGUAGUAUAAUGAUAUUUGCAUGGAUUUUGAUUGUACCGACGGGUAUAUUAGUGGCACGUUAUUUUAAAAAAAUAAUAUUUACAAAAGAUAGAAAAUUAUGUGGUGAAGCCAUAUGGUUUGCAUUUCAUCGUCUGCUGAUGUCAACUGUAGCCAUACUGACUAUAGUGGGUUUUCUAUUUAUUUUUGCCUAUAAACAAGGUAGUUGGACAAAACGUUCAUCAAGUACAAAAAGUGAAUUUGCACAUUCAAUUACUGGCAUUAUUAUUAUCUCUUUUACAUUUUUACAACCAAUUAUCGCUUUAUUUCGUUGUCAUCCAGAAAGUCGCUAUCGUUUUAUAUACAAUGGUAUACAUGGAUUUAUUGGAUUUUCAAUAUUUAUUCUAUCAAUUGUUACCCUAUUUUUAGCUAUGCAUUUUGCUCAGUUUGUAUCUUUCAAAAAAUUUGGUCAGGGUAUAUUAAUUGGAUGGGCAAUUUGGGUUGGUUUAGCAUUUAUUUUAUUUGAAUUUAUUGAAUUCCUUUUUAUAACGAAAAAGAUCUCAGCGGCAGAAUUAGAGUCACGAGAAUCAGAAACCAUUCGUUUGAAAUUUGCCGCUAUGAAUAGUAGAACUUUACCAACAAUACCUGUUAGUAAUGAAAAACCAAAACGAACACAGUUGAAAGAUGGUUUAAAAAUUGUACUGCUGGUAGUACAUAUAUUAGUGGCAUUGAGUUUUACAUUAGCACUUGUUAUAAAAUUAAGAAAAAAGUACUGA